Kwoniella botswanensis is the source of this 975-nucleotide messenger RNA. RefSeq lists its product as uncharacterized. Gene Ontology annotation, molecular function: oxidoreductase activity, acting on NAD(P)H, oxygen as acceptor. Bases 1 to 975 code for a protein of 324 amino acids. The transcript has 8 exons. Lineage: Eukaryota; Fungi; Basidiomycota; Tremellomycetes; Tremellales; Cryptococcaceae. The record is from RefSeq and is a predicted model, not a curated record. Gene Ontology annotation, cellular component: intracellular anatomical structure.
AUGGCCAAUUCAGAGAUAUUACAUCCUAAAGCCGUCGCAGUGAUCACAGGAGCUGGAUCCGGUAUUGGUCUAGCGGCAGCUUUGAAAUACGCUAAAUAUGGAAUGUCCUUGUACCUCGCCGAUAUUGAUGAAUCAUCUUUACAAUCUGCUAUCGGUAAAGUAAAAGCUGUUGAUGGGGUAGGAGAGGUGUUUGCAACAAAGACGGACGUUAGUAAGGUCGAGGACGUAGUGGAAUUGAGAGAUAAGGUAUUGGAAGAAUUUGGUGAGAUCCACAUCCUCAUGGCCAAUGCGGGAAUAUCCAAACCCACUCCAGCAUUCUCCCUCUCAACACCUUUAUCUGAACUGCAAUCGAAUUGGCAUCAAGUGUUACAUACGAAUUUCUUCGGAGUGUUGAAUGUCUGUCAGGCUUUUGCGCCCAUCAUGGCUAGACAGGAGAAUGCCAGUGCUGUCAUUGUCACGGGCAGUAAACAGGGAAUCACAUGUCCACCCGGUAAUGCAGGUUACAACGUCUCCAAAGCUGGUGUCAAGACAUUUACAGAGCAGCUCGCACACGAACUUCGAAACGUACCUGAUAGUAGAUGUUCAGCCCAUCUCUUCGUUCCUGGAUGGGUUCACACAGGAUUAACAGGAGCCAAAACCGGUGCACCCAAACCCUCUGGCGCAUGGACGCCCGAACAGACUGUCGAUUAUAUGGUCGAUAAAGUUUUUGAGGAAGGUGAUUUCUAUGUGAUUUGUCCAGAUAACGAGACGAAUAAUGCCCUUGACAAAGCUAGAAUCCAAUGGAACUUGGAUGAUAUCCUUCAAAAUAGACCCGCUUUAUCCAGAUGGCACCCUAAUUACCAAGCUAGAUUUGACGAUUUCAUAGCUGCCAAACAAGGAUUAUCAGCCGGGGCAAGAAGUCGAUCAAGAGGUAGAAGAGCUUUGGGCUCUCAGGAUUCUGGGUUCCCCACUGAGGCCGAUAUCUCAAGAUUCUAG